Polistes canadensis is the source of this 718-nucleotide messenger RNA. RefSeq names its product UPF0235 protein C15orf40 homolog. NCBI's taxonomy places the organism in Eukaryota, Metazoa, Arthropoda, Insecta, Hymenoptera, Vespidae. Gene Ontology annotation, cellular component: cytoplasm. The record is from RefSeq and is a predicted model, not a curated record. Bases 226 to 666 code for a protein of 146 amino acids. The transcript is spliced from 5 exons.
UAGAAACAAAGAAUCAUCAUCAUUAUUAUGUUUCAAAAUGACGCGGUUAAAAAUAUUCGUUAGUUGAGAGGUUGGUAACACGGUAAUACGGGAGACACACCAAUCACUAAACUUGUUGAGGUUAAACGACAUACAAUAUCAAAAAACACGAUUUAAUUAAUAACGUAUAUAAUGAAAUAAUAAAUUAUCAAAUGUCCGAAGAUACUUUAUCUUUAAUUUAUCUUAAUGUGGAAUAAAUUAAUACGAAACGUUAUCAUUAUUAGAAAAAUGUCGAAACAAGGAGGCAAGAAAUCUAAAAAAUCUUCGAACGUCGUUGUUGAUGUAAAUAAUACGAUAACCGGACCUGUAACUUUUAGUAAAGAUGGAAGUAUAUUAAUUAAAAUUCAAGCUAAACCUGGUGCUAAAAAUAAUGGUAUAACAGAUAUUUCAGAAGAAGCUGUAGGUGUUGCAAUAUCUGCACCUCCCGUACAAGGCGAAGCAAAUAUUGAACUCGUCAAAUAUUUAGCAUCCGUAUUAGGUUUAAAAAAAUCAGAUGUAACAUUAGAUCGUGGAUCGAAAGGUAGACAAAAAGUAAUCACUGCGACUGGAAUUACAGUGGAUCAAGCAUUGGAAAGAUUUAGAAAAGAAAUGGGUAUAUCAUGGAUGUUAACUGGUGAGCUGAUUUGACGAGGAAACGAAGAGGGAAGAAAAGGGGGGGGAAGAGUAGAGUCGGGAAACG